AUGUCCAAGCGCACCUUUUCCGUCAACGACUGGGCUCAGGAAGCGAAGAUGGAAUCUCCAUCCGAGUCGUCUACCUUAGCCGAAGGCUCAACAGCCAAGUCACACACUGCCAGCGAAGCAGGCACCAUCCACACACAGCCCCAGCGGAAUCGCAGCAUGAGCCUUUCUAUGCCAUGGCGACGACCCAAGUCAUUUGCUUUCGGACACGAUCAUUCUCAUUCUCAUACUCAUUCACAAAAUUUAUCUCGACAUUUUACCGAUCUCGCUAUCGACGACCCCGAAGACGACAUGCACGAUUCAAAUCAACAUCACCACCACACCCCUGGUAAACAGAUCAAGGGCAUGUUCCGACGUGCCUCGCUCUCCAUCAACCGCAUGGUCCACCGUCGAUCUUCUAUUGUCGAGGACACAGAAGAGACCGUCGACUCCAGCCGACCUACCACCUCUUACACCGGUGCGCAUUCGACUUGGAAUCGACUUCGACAAGCUACCAUGCGACGCUCACGAUCCAUUUACGGCUUCGACUUGCACCGUGAGACCUACCACGAGAACCCUUCUCAACUGCCUAUUCCUGGCUUUGGUGGCGAGCCGCCCGUCAUUCCCACCAACUCUGGAGCUGCUGCCAAGGCAUCGGCUGCUAUGCAGAACGAGUACCGCCAAGGUCUUGCCAACAUGUGGUUGAACCCCAGAACCAACGACGAAAGCAACGAUCGUGAGAGCGGUAUCGGAAUUACCGUGACUCUUCCCGGUGUCGAGUCCGAAGAAAACGAGACGGAGCAGAACACUGCUAUUAGCACAAUCGACUUCAUCUCCAGACUCCCUGCUGAGCUCGCCAUUCAUGUUCUCGCGAAUCUUGAUGCUGCUGCCCUUACCAAGGCUGCUGUGGUGUGCAAGAGCUGGAACAAGAUUGUGAGUAACCAACACAUUUGGCGCGAGUCUUGCCUUCGAGAAACAACCACCACCUAUGCGACUAGUGAGCCUGUCGUGCCCGGAAGUGGCCUCGGAGUACCUGCUGUUUCGCCUGUCAACGACUGGAGAGAAAUAUACCGUGUUAAGCAGGAGCUGAACCAGCGAUGGAAGACUGGCCAAGCCAGACCUGUCUAUCUGAAUGGGCACAAAGAUAGUAUCUAUUGCCUUCAGUUUGACGAGCAUAAAAUCAUCACUGGUUCCCGCGACAAGACUAUCCGUAUUUGGGACAUGCACACCCUUCAGUGCAGUCUUGUCAUUGGACCUCACGAGGUCAUCAAUGAGUCCGAUGUUCUCUACGACGAGGAGGACCAGCCUACUCAUUUUGCUUCUGGUUCGUCUGAGAAUGACAAGACAAACUUUUCUGUACCUGCCAUCAGGUCUUUCCCGACUUAUCACAUGGCGUCUAUUCUGUGCCUUCAGUACGACGACGAAAUUCUCGUUACUGGAUCUUCUGACUCUACCUGCAUUGUUUAUGACGUGCGUGCUGGGUAUGAACCCAUCCGCCGGCUUCGACAUCACACAGCGGCCGUUCUCGAUCUCGCUUUCGACGACAAGCAUAUCGUGACCUGCAGCAAGGACUUUACCAUUUGCGUCUGGGACCGCAACACGGGUGACUUGAUCAAGCAGCUUCGAGGUCACAACGGCCCCGUCAAUGCAGUACAGAUGCGAGGCAACACCAUCGUGUCCUGCUCGGGAGAUUUCCGCGUCAAGUUGUGGAACAUUGAGACGGGCAAGAACAUUCGCGAAUUUACUGGGCACACCAAGGGCCUGGCCUGUUCUCAAUUCUCCGAGGAUGGCCGGUACAUUGCAUCUGCCGGUAACGACAAGGUGAUCCGUAUUUGGGAUGCCAACACCGGCGAGUGUCUCCGAGAGAUGCGUGCCCACGAGAACCUAGUUCGCAGCCUUCACAUUGACAGUGUGAGUGGUCGACUGGUCAGUGGAAGCUACGACACCGACAUCAAGGUGUGGGAUAUGGAGACUGGACAUCAGCUGCUCGAUUUCCCCAAAUGGCACGCAAGUUGGGUUCUGAGCGCAAAGAGUGAUUACCGACGUAUUGUCAGCACCGGGCAAGACCCCAAGAUCUUGAUUAUGGAUUUCGGUGCUGAUGUCGAAGGGAUCCAGAACAUUGAAAGUGUCAAACCAGUUGAGCUGAACGGAGGAUUCAUCUGA
Fusarium venenatum is the source of this 2139-nucleotide messenger RNA. Its product is annotated as WD40-repeat-containing domain protein. NCBI's taxonomy places the organism in Eukaryota, Fungi, Ascomycota, Sordariomycetes, Hypocreales, Nectriaceae. The record is from RefSeq and is a predicted model, not a curated record. Gene Ontology annotation, molecular function: protein binding.